AUGGAGAACGAAGCCGACCUCCUGCGCUGCUACGAUCAGCCCAAUGGAGUCCAGCGCGAUCCGCCUCACCUACUGCCGUCUCGCCAAGAGAAGACAUACUACUCUUCGAAGAUAACCCGACUCGCCGAAGAAGGAUGGGCUUUGCGAGACCCUGGUGUCCCCGAGUUUUGCGACCGCUGUCACCGACGGCUUCGUGAGGGCCCGGACGGCCCAUACAUCGCCGAGAUGCAGGUUCACAAGCAGGUGGCCAAGAAGGUCGGCUACGCUGGCACGACGGUCCACAUCGAAUAUCUCGACAAUGGUGAGAGGAUGGAAUGCGUGCACUUCCCACGCCAGACGGGUCCGCCGGACGAACUCCUGCAUCGCAUUGCCCGGCAGAGGUACGAAGAAGACCGGGUCAAGGGUCGGGUCAAGGCUGUAAAAUCUGCCAAACCCAAGGGUAACGCAGCCGCGAAGGCAAAGGAACGCCAGGUACAGAAAGACUUCAAGUUCAAGUUGGGGGCAGGCGCGAUGGUGAACGAUAACCAGUAUAACGCUGAAAAGGAGUACAAGUUCAAGGUGGAGGCGGCUGCGAUGGCGAACGAAAGCCAGUACCGCCCGAAGCACGGAGAAGCACUGGUGACGAUCUGGAACUUGACACAGGCUGGAGAACGGAAGGAACAGGUCGUCACGCUCUGCCAGGGCGCCGUCGAUCUUUCUGAAGAGAAGUGGUUGACGAAGUACGCUGGCCUGGAGGAGAUCCGCAACAUGCACCGAUGGGACUUCCCCAUGCAAACGUGGGUCUGGUUGGGAGGAGCCGUGGCGAGGCCCACGCAGGGUCAUAUCUUUCUCCGCGCUCGUCAAGGUGAAUGCGUCGAUUUCGGUCCUUGCGUCGCCAAGAUUUGUUAUCUCAAGGUGAUGACGGAGGAGGAACGCAAGAUCGAGGCUCUGGCCGCCAUCGUGCUCCAUGGAAUCUAUGUCACCGUGCUGUGGAACGAGCACGGGAUGCAAGUCAGGUUGGUUAGGGUGUGGAAGCCUCAGGUUACGGCGUGGAAGCCUCAGGUUACGGCGUGGGUGACGUUCUUCAACGUCGACAAGGCCAUGGAGGGCGUGCACGACGCUACGCACGGCGUCCAUGUGGUGAGGAACACCGCCACGGAGCCCACUCCGGCACGAAUGGUCCUGUUGGCGGAUGGCGAACACCCCAAACCUGGCUUCGGCGUGGCCAUGAGGAACCUGCACGUCGCCGUUGAGGCGGCGCGUCGUACCGAACUGAACAUCGAAAGGAUCAAGAGCGAGCAGUACGAGAGCAGCGAUGAUGAUGCGAACCGCAUGCACACCAACAUCAUUGCUCUCACGCACUCCAAGGCGCACAAGUGUUACUUUGUGAAUGAAAUCAAAUUAAUCAUCUAUUAG
Messenger RNA from Epithele typhae, 1395 nucleotides. RefSeq lists its product as uncharacterized. The transcript is spliced from 10 exons. Lineage: Eukaryota; Fungi; Basidiomycota; Agaricomycetes; Polyporales; Epitheliaceae. Bases 1 to 1395 code for a protein of 464 amino acids. The record is from RefSeq and is a predicted model, not a curated record.